GAGGAGGAGGGAGGGCAGCAGCGAAGGCGGCUGCAGCGGGAGAUGAGCUGCAGCGGGAGGACGGUGCUGUGCAGCUCUUUGCGGCGGGGAGUCUUUCCUUAUCUCCACAACUCUGUCCCCCUUUAACUGGGAGCAGCUCAAUAGCAGAAGAACCGUGGUUUUUGCUUCUGUUUGCACCGCUACCUUCAUCAUCACCACCAUCAUCAUCGUCUCCAAAGACAGGGGAAAUACGCUGCACCGCCGGACAACAGGAUUUCGGGUUUCCAGGAUCAAGACUGCUCUCCUACUCCUUCCCCCCUCUCCCUUACUCACUGCACGGCCCGUGCCCUGGCCGGGGGCGGCAGACCGGGGGGGGGUAACAAUGGUGAAGUUUCUGGUGAGUUCUGGCUGCGCCCUGGCUGCGUCGGUGCUGCUCCGUCUGCCUGUCGGAUCGUGGUGAGGAGAAAAUGAGCGAAGAGACGGCGACUUCUAACGAUAAUAGUUAUGCACGAGUGCGAGCUGUGGUGAUGACCCGGGAUGACUCAAGUGGUGGAUGGUUACCACUUGGAGGGGGUGGACUAAGCUGUGUCACAGUCUUCAAAGUCAUUCCCCAGGAAGAGAAUAGCUGUGCUGAUUUUCUUAUCCAUGGAGAACGACUCAGGGAUAAAACGGUGGUCUUGGAAUGCACAUUAAAGAAAGACCUUGUUUACAACAAAGUUACUCCUACUUUUUACCACUGGAAGAUUGAUGACAAAAAGUUUGGCCUCACAUUUCAGAGUCCUGCUGAUGCAAGAGCAUUUGAUAGAGGUAUUCGGAGAGCAGUAGAGGAUAUUUCUCAAGGUUAUCCACCCUCCCAAAAUGAUGUUGAAGUGGCAGAAGACUGCUUUCAAGCUGCUCAAGAAAAUACAUCAGGUUCACUAAUGAAAGAUCACCUUUUUCAACAUGAAACUGUAGUAACCAGUGAAACUUACAACAGUGCAAAUUUAAGGCCUUCAACAUUUGAGGAUUUCAACACCAGGAGAGCCUGUUUACCAAGCCAACCUAACCAGGUCCCAUUUAAGUCAAUCAGGCAUGUUAGUUUUCAGGAUGAAGACGAAAUUGUCAGAAUAAACCCUCGCGACAUUUUGAUACGUCGUUAUGCAGACUACAGGCAUCCUGACAUGUGGAAGAAUGACCUGGAGAGGGAUGAUGCAGACUCAAAUAUACCGUUUUCUAAAUCGGACAGUAAAAAAUCUGACUAUUUAUACCCAUGUGGGGAUGGAACUAAGUUGAAUUCCCUAAAAGACUCAAAGAGUUCUGUGGUAUUUAAAACUCAGCCUUCCUCAUCAAAAUUUAAAACCUCAAAAAGAAGAAAAGAGGAUGGUGAGCGUUCCCGCUGUAUAUACUGCCAGGAAAGGUUUAAUCAUGAAGAUAAUGGCAGAGGAAAAUGUCAAGAUGCUCCAGAUCCUAUUAAAAGAUGUAUCUACCAAGUUAGUUGCAUGCUUUGUGCAGAGAGCAUGCUGUAUCACUGCAUGUCAGACUCUGAAGGAGAUUUCUCUGAUCCUUGCUCGUGUGACACUAGUGAUGACAAGUUCUGCUUACGCUGGUUAGCACUGGUGGCACUCUCGUUCAUUGCUCCAUGUAUGUGCUGCUACCUCCCCUUGAGAGCAUGCCAUCACUGUGGUGAGGUGUGUGGGUGCUGUGGAGGAAAGCAUAAAGCUGCGGGAUGAAUCAGUCUUGUGCCAAACAGAGCUGAAAAAUCUUUGUUUCCAGGAAGCAUCUAACUUGGAUUUGUGGAAGCUUUUUGGCAAGCUGAAGGGAAUCUUCUUUCAUGUAAGAGAUGCUUGAUGUGGAGGAAGCAACAAGACUUGUCAGACCUUGGCAUUUUACAAGUGCUAGCCACGCCUAACUAUUUCCUUUGAGUGCGUGGCAUUUGUUGCGAGUUGUGAAGGAGAUUUUGCAAAGGAAAGCCUGUUCUUAUUAUUGGCUAUAAAAUGAGUAUAUAAACUAUGAUUAUACUAAAAGGGAUUAACUUUUGCCACUUUGUACAUUCAUGGUUUAGGUGAGGGGGCUCUUUUAAAAGGAUUAAAACUUAUCUGAGGGGAAAUUUUAACUAAAAGUGCACUAGUGACAGUUGAUUUAAGAUUAAGAAAAGUUAAUACUCAGCAAAUGAGAAAUGAAACUGAUUUUAAGUGCAACUAAAUCACUUAUUAAUAGUUUUUUGGAAGCAACUUUAUGUAUAAAUAACAAAUGUUUAUAUUUAACUAAAUGUGUAAGGUACGAAUUAUUACAUGUUAAACUUUCCUUCCCUCCAAUAUAGUAGGUAUGGACCAUAUCUACUGUCACAUUCCAUGGUAAUAUUUUAAAUAGUUAAUUUAGUUGCAUUUUUAUUCCAGAUGGACAAAUUGAUAUUUUCAGUCCUGGUUCCCUUCAGCUACAGUUUGUGUUGAGUUGUAUCCAUGCAUUCUGAUAAUCUAAAAACCUUUAAAAUAUUAAUUAUUCUAGUCUUGAGUGACCAAUAUUUUUUUUGUUAAGCACAGAUGUAAUUGUCUAAAAUGUUCUUGUUAGAACAUAACAUUUAUUUUUAUAUAUAAAUGACUUUGAUUUCAACAUAAUAGCAAAAAAGGAUGUUGUUUCUGUUGUUCAACCAGCAAGUUGUUUUCUUUUGGGGUAUCCUCCAAAAAUACUUUCUUGCAUAUUCAAAUGUUCAUUAAGCGAAAGGUACAUUAAGGCAGUUGUAACAAAUUGUCAUCAGUGUUCUUGUUUAUCCUUCUGUUAAACUAGGAUCCUGUUCAGCUGUUUAUCAAGUACUAUGAUUAAAACAAAAGAUUAAUAACAAAAGUGAAAUUGUUUUCAUUAUUUUGAACCACAACUUUUUCUCAUUUGAACGGGCAAGAACAAAAGUACUGUGUGUUUUGUUCAAAAAGAACAACAAAAGACUUAGCUUGAGAAAUAAAUUACAGCCCAGGCAAAA
Molecule: messenger RNA, 2932 nt
Organism: Sturnus vulgaris (Common starling)
Lineage: Eukaryota; Metazoa; Chordata; Aves; Passeriformes; Sturnidae
Gene: SPRED1
Product: sprouty related EVH1 domain containing 1
Biological process (GO): negative regulation of MAPK cascade; multicellular organism development
Cellular component (GO): membrane
Molecular function (GO): protein kinase binding
Source: RefSeq, a predicted model, not a curated record